This is a messenger RNA of Salpingoeca rosetta, 1139 nucleotides long. RefSeq lists its product as uncharacterized. Gene Ontology annotation, cellular component: mitochondrion. NCBI's taxonomy places the organism in Eukaryota, Choanoflagellata, Craspedida, Salpingoecidae. The record is from RefSeq and is a predicted model, not a curated record. The coding region runs from base 61 to 957 and encodes 298 amino acids. The transcript has a single exon.
AUUUUCCCUUGCAACAACACAGCAACAGCGGCAGUGCUGACAUGCGCCACGACCACGACCAUGACGAUGAUAAUGAUGGUGGCAAGGACCAUGAUGAUGGCAAGAAGAGGGCGUGCAACGUUUCCAAGGGACGUUCAGAUGAUGGUAAUGCAGGGCCCUUCACGGCGGCAACCAUGGAAUGGGGCUGGGACAACCGGCGUCCAGCAGGCUACGCGAAUCCUGCCUCGGCGGCAGCUUGCUGCACAGGCUGCGGCCCACAACAACAACAACAACAACAACAACGGCAAAGGCGAUGACGACGAUGACGACAUGCCCGAGCCGCCACAGCCGCCAACAUACUGCUGCCAAGGUGGCUGCGCAAACUGCGUGUGGAUCGAAUAUGCGCUGCAGCUGCAAGAAUACGAGCGCAAGCUCAACGAAAAGGGAUGGAAGAAGCAGCCUGGGUCUUCUUCUUCUUCUUCCUCCUCCUCUGCUUCCUCCUCGUCCGACGCGACGGCUAAGCAGCCGAAGUCUCCGAGCGGCUCCAUGAGCGCCAGCAUGGACGCGUUCGCCAAGCUCGAGCGUGCUAUCGCCAACAAGCGGCAGCAAAAGCAAAAGGACGCUGCUCCAAAGUCGCCGGAUGCGGCCAAUCAGGGAUUGCAGCACCAGUUUGGACAAGGGCGGAGCGCAGCUGCCUCCUCAAACAACAAGGGCGCCGAUGAGGGCAAGCAAGAGACACACGGCUUGCAGCACCAGUUUGGACAGCCUAAGACGAAGGACAAACCUGAUGUAAACCAGCAACAAGCACAACAACCUCAUGGCUUGCAACAUCAGUUUGGUCAGCCCAAGAAAAAGGGCAGCUCUGAUGCAAACCAGCAGCAGCAACAACAACAACAACAACAGCCGCCGCAAGGCUUACAGCACCAGUUUGGGCAACAAGGGCGACCCGACAAGAGUGGGAAUAAGCACGACAAGUAGCCACAAUGUUUGGGGGGGGGGGGUUCCAAAUGUGCCCGUUUCGUUAGGAUAGAUGUUGACUUGGUGGAUGUUCUCUUUGAGCUGACACGUUUGUAAUCGAACUAUCGUUCAUUCAUACUGGAGAGGGCCCACACUUACGCGCGCUCAAUUGUACUUUGUGUGUGUGUGUGUGUGUGUGUGUG